GCCAGUGGCACUUUCACUACGUGCCACACGAUCGCGUAUUUCACACGGGGCGCGCGGGAGUUGACGUCCACUUGCGUGUGCUGCUGCUGCUCGGCGCAGUUGACGGUGUCUGGCGACAAGAGGAGAACAACACUGAGCUUUUCUUUCCUCCUUCUGUCUCUUUUCUUCGAGGCGCUUCGCUCCUGGACGCUACAAUGACGCUGAAAAGAUUUGCGCACUCAUAAGGACGCGCGCAGCUUCUUGAACAUUUCAGAGGAAAUCAACCCACCGAAGGGAUGAAGAACUAAAGUCUGAAAGUUUGGCCCCCCCAGCAUGUCUAAACCGAUGGAUCACGUUAAACGUCCGAUGAACGCUUUCAUGGUUUGGUCCAGAGCCCAGCGCAGGAAAAUGGCUCAGGAGAACCCGAAGAUGCACAACUCGGAGAUCAGCAAGAGGCUGGGGGCCGAGUGGAAACUUCUCACCGAGUCCGAGAAGAGGCCGUUCAUCGACGAGGCCAAGCGGCUGAGAGCCAUGCACAUGAAGGAGCACCCCGACUACAAAUACCGACCCCGGCGGAAGCCCAAGACCCUCAUGAAGAAAGAUAAGUUUUCCUUCCCGGUGCCCUACAACCUGGGGGAGCACGACGCGCUGAAGAUUAACGGACUCGCGGGGGGAGCGCUGUCCGACUCCAUCAUUGGGAACCCGGACAAAGCGGCGGCCGCGGCGGCCGCUGCGGCCCGGGUCUUCUUCAACCCGUCCAUGUCCACGAACCCCUAUUCGUUUUUUGACCUGGGCUCCAAGAUGACCGAGCUCUCCCCUCCUUCGUUUCCCUACGCGUCUCCUUUGGGGUACCCGCCCGGGGGCGCAUUCUCCGGGACGGGCGGCGGGGCGCACACCCACUCCCACCCGUCCCCGGGCAACCCGGGCUACAUGAUCCCGUGUAACUGUUCGGCCUGGCCCUCCGCGGGGCUCCAGCCGCCUCUGGCUUACAUCCUGCUCCCCGGGAUGGGGAAACCUCAGCUAGAACCGUACCCCGCGUACGCAGCGGCGUUAUGAUAACCCCCCCACCCCACCACCACCCCUGGACUCCCACACGCAGUGAGAAGCAAAAGAAAGCGAGUUACCCAUGCAACAGUUUUAUAAUCAUGCAUGCACAAACUUGUAACAUGUGAUGAAGUGCUCGUGGUCUCAGAUGUCACAUGUGCGUGUACAUUGAUUAAUGCCUUUAUCUUUAAGGUGAUGCUGAACCUGCAGGACUGGACUUGGCCCACACGGAUUUUUAAGGAUGUCAGAGCAGUUUGUCCUGGUGAAACUGGGAAGGGUGGUCAGUUUUUAUCUUGCCCAACCUGCUUGUCAAACCUGUUGGAUUCAGUGCCCCCCCCCC
Nematolebias whitei (Rio pearlfish) is the source of this 1363-nucleotide messenger RNA. RefSeq names its product SRY-box transcription factor 21b (gene sox21b). Gene Ontology annotation, molecular function: RNA polymerase II cis-regulatory region sequence-specific DNA binding; DNA-binding transcription factor activity, RNA polymerase II-specific. Bases 313 to 1035 code for a protein of 240 amino acids. The transcript is spliced from 2 exons. NCBI's taxonomy places the organism in Eukaryota, Metazoa, Chordata, Actinopteri, Cyprinodontiformes, Rivulidae. Gene Ontology annotation, biological process: anatomical structure morphogenesis; cell differentiation; regulation of DNA-templated transcription. The record is from RefSeq and is a predicted model, not a curated record.